UUAGCCAGCUGACGCACCGCCACCACCACCACCUUUGCGUCGAUAAUUUCAAAUAAUUAAAUGUAAUGAGUUAUUUCGGUAAGCAAAAAAAUGACCGUUAAGGCCUACCCGGCAAAAAAUAAAUUAAUUAAUAAAUUAGUGAAAUAUUAGUUGGGGUAUUGCACGAGUGUGAUAAAGAAGAAAUGUCGGUUUGCAAAAAGUCAGUGAAUUCCCUACUAGAGCCACCCACUCCCAAGCAAUUAAAACACAUCUUACUUGACAAUAAUGAAAUUAGUGAGGAAAAGUUAAAACACAAUGAAAGUAUAAUUAACGAAUGGGUUAGUUGUCAGGCGCAUUUUCCAGAAAAUAUUGAUAAAAGAUUUAUAAGAAACAUCUUAAGAGGUUGCAAACAUUCCGUGGAAAAGACCAAACAAAGGCUGGAACAGCACUUGAUAGCCAGACAUAUGUAUCCAGAAGUUUACUCGAAUAGGUCGCCAUUUUCAAAGGAUAUUGUGCAAGCCAUGGACGUAAUAAAUAUAGCGGUUAUGCCGAAGCUCACGGAAAGUGGACACAGACUUUUUGCGUUAAGCUUAAACCGCUUUGAUCCAAGUGAAUUCAGUUUUGUCAGUGGAGUUAAACUGUUUUUUAUGUUGUAUGAGCUCAUGAUGGCCUCAGACAUCAUUUAUUCCGGUGACAUAGCGAUUUUCGACGCAGCAAACUGUACAACGUCACAUUUGACCAAAGUAUUUGGAACCUUUUUACGCACCACUACCAUGUUACUGAAAGAAGCCUACGCAAUAAGGUUAAAGGGGGUUUAUGUGGUCAAUGCACCAUCAGUUAUUGCUAAGAUGAUGGCAGCUAUAAAGCCUAUAGUACAUGCUAAAGUGAGAAAUUCGAUAUACAUCCACGAGGACUCUAGACACGUCCUGGACCGUUUUGGACCUGAAUAUCUUCCAUCUACGUUCGGAGGCACCCUAAAACCUUUGAGGGAAAUUACUUCCGAUUGUUAUGACGUGCUAAACGAUAAUGCCGACUGGUUCGAGGGUCAAAAUUCCGUCAAAAUCACCAGGCCACCGAAGAAGGUUCAGAAAAGGCUUCUUUUGGAGGACCUCGACCUGGGAUUAGAGGGAAGUUUUAGGAAGUUAGAGAUCGAUUAGCUUUAACCAGAUCGGGUUAGAUUAGUUAAUUUAUUAUAGUAGAGCCGGUUGUGAUGUUUUAUAAUAAAGGAUAAACUGUAUAUUACAACUCGUAAAAUAGGUUAAGGCAUGCGUUAUACUUUUUUAUGUGGUUAUUGUGACUAAAGAAAUAAUACCCAUCACUGGCUGUUACAGGGUCAUUUCUUGGCAACUUGUAUUAUAAUAGAUUUGUUAGGUAUAUGGACCCUAUUUUGGGUCUUUUUGCCAGUAUUACAAUAGAGCAUUAACAAGUUAAGACACUUUACACAAAGUGAUUAAUGGUCAUAGGGCUUUUAAAACAGUAAAUAAAAAAUUUUGUAAUUUU
This is a messenger RNA of Anthonomus grandis grandis, 1479 nucleotides long. RefSeq names its product clavesin-2-like. The transcript is spliced from 6 exons. The record is from RefSeq and is a predicted model, not a curated record. Gene Ontology annotation, molecular function: phosphatidylinositol bisphosphate binding. The coding region runs from base 183 to 1136 and encodes 317 amino acids. Lineage: Eukaryota; Metazoa; Arthropoda; Insecta; Coleoptera; Curculionidae. Gene Ontology annotation, cellular component: membrane.